UGAGAGCUAUACGUACAUAUUUAUCCUGUCGACAUUUCAUAAGCUUUAUCUUAAUAUCUUGUCAAUAGUAUUGUGAUAACUGUAACUGAAUUAUUUCAUUAUUUUCACUGAAAAUGUCUCAAAUAGUCGUCAAAUAUAAUAUUGGAAUAAAUAACCGGCAAUUUGAGGACAAUUGGAUUUAACGAGUUGAGUUUGAAAUAAAAUUUUUUGAAAAUCUACAAUAAAUAGAAAUCGGUGGGCAACCCGCAGUGAAAAUCUUGUAUGUAUCGGCGCAUUACAGAGUGAAGUGAGUAACCGCGAAUAAAAGCUUGCUGAAUCAAGCGAUUCAGUAAACAUCUCUGAGAGAUCUAUUGUUCGCGUAAAUAGUGGAUUCAGUAUUUGCUAAAAUUUCUUUCGAUGGGACAUUAUUUUUUUUUAACACGCUAAAAUGAAAUAGCACAUCUUCAAGGGUGUUGUUACUUUAUUCGGCAAGAUUUAUACAAACAAUUCAACUGGAGUCGGAUAUUCUGGAGUCAAAAACCGACAAUGAACAAAUCUGCAAAUGUGUAAGACAAUUAGUGAAGGUUCUUCGGAGGACGGACUUUUUUGAAUAAAAUAUUAUUGUGCAAGUGUCGAUUUUAUUUUUAAUUUAUUAUAUAUAUAUAUAUAUAUAUACAAUGGCUGAUAUAUUUUGGAAAAAUGCUAUCAUUAUGUUUGUUGUUAUUACAGGUGUACAAUGUUUACGAAACGUAACGUUAGAAAUAAUACCAGAAAUCGUUGAACGAGGUCAUGAAGUUAUUUUACGAUGUCAUUACAUAUUGGAUAAACCUCACCUCUACUCUCUGAAAUGGUAUCGUGGAAAACACGAAUUCUACAGAUAUGUGCCCAAAGAAGAGCCAUCAACGAAAAUAUUUAAUGUCCCUGGAAUCGAAGUUGAUACGUUGAAUUCAAAUGAAAGUCAAGUAACAAUAAAAAAUGUUGAUUUUGGUCUAACUGGGAAUAUUUCCUGUGAAGUAACAGCGGAUGCACCGACUUUUUCUACGGAAACUGCAACUAAAAAAAUCGUUGUAAUGUCUUUACCAGCACGCAAGCCCACAAUCAAGGCCGAACGACGAAGAUACAACCCUGGAGAUCUGCUGAGAGCAAACUGUAGUGUACCUCCAUCAAAACCACCAGUAGAGUUUUCAUUUCAGCUCAAUAAUGAGCUAAUUAAGCCUGUGGAAUCAUCAGUAUUGAAUGAAAAAACCCAAUUAUUUUCGGAGAAACAUGGUGUUCAAGAUCCUGAAGCCGAAUGGCAAUGGAGUGAGAUACGCGUUACGUUGCAACCUCACCAUUACACAAAUAGCCAAUUGAAUCUCCGUUGCAUAACACAAAUACCGGGAAUGUUUAAAGCUACUACGGAUAUUCAACUGAAUGCUUGGGAGCCGGUUCCUGAAAGAGUGACGUCAGACAGUGGUGCAGCAGUAUAUGGAUUAGGAUUACUGACAUUAUUAUGUUUGUCAACUGUUCCAUCAUUUAUAAGAUAGUCAUUGCAAACGUCAUAUUUAUUACAAAUCCUAAAACGGCCAGCUCUAACAAUAAACACUAAGCUGAAAACGAAUUUUCGAUAAAAGACGGAAAAAAAUACGACUUUUGGGAAAAAUACGGGUUUGAGAAUAUUAACACAUGUGAAUGCGCAAUAUUAGAUACAAAGUUCAAGCUCAGAUAGAUGUUAGUUAAUGUUAAUAUACAUAAGUUUUUAUAAACGUUUUAAUAAAUUCAGUAUAUAAUUAUGUGCAAGAAAAUAUUUCUAAAGAAUUUUGAUCUCGAUUCAUCAUUAUUUUCUAUAUUGUUUAUAAUAUUUUUUAAACGUUAGUAUAUAUAAAAAUAUAUACAACAAAUAUAUAUACACACUAAUAUUAAGGCCAAUAAUGUGAACAAGUCAAUUAGAUGUCGUUAAUAACUCGAAACCAUUAUGCAUCAUAAAUGUUUGUAACCAAUUAAUAAAGAAAAUCAUAAGCAAU
Messenger RNA from Chelonus insularis, 1982 nucleotides. RefSeq lists its product as uncharacterized. Lineage: Eukaryota; Metazoa; Arthropoda; Insecta; Hymenoptera; Braconidae. Bases 657 to 1505 code for a protein of 282 amino acids. The record is from RefSeq and is a predicted model, not a curated record. The transcript is spliced from 6 exons.